This is a messenger RNA of Ricinus communis (castor bean), 1957 nucleotides long. Its product is annotated as probable folate-biopterin transporter 4. Gene Ontology annotation, cellular component: membrane. The transcript is spliced from 7 exons. The record is from RefSeq and is a predicted model, not a curated record. NCBI's taxonomy places the organism in Eukaryota, Viridiplantae, Streptophyta, Magnoliopsida, Malpighiales, Euphorbiaceae. Bases 224 to 1717 code for a protein of 497 amino acids.
AGCUCCAUCAACUGCGACACUCUCAAAUAACGAUCCUAUAAAAGUCAAUAAACAAGAAAACUUCAAAUAAACCGUUGAAGCAGAGAAAAUUUCGGACAAUCGAGAAAAAAAGAAAAAGACUGAAAAUUCAUUUGUUGUAAAUGCAUAUACAUGCAACAAGAACAGGAGAAGUUUUUUUUUUAAAUAAGUUUUUGGAUUUUGGUUAUAAUUUAAAGAGAAGAAGAUGAUAGGAUGGAUAAAACAGUUGAGAAGAUCUUUUGGUGCUUCGUUUCUAUGGCUCAUUUGCUUGAUUUACUUCACUCAGGGUUUCAGAUCCUUUGUAUGGACAGCCGUUUCCUACCACCUAAAAGACAGGCUUAAGUUGUCACCCUCAGCCUCCCAGUUUGUGUCUUCAGUAGCAUUCUUUCCAUGGAGCAUUAAGCCAUUAUAUGGAAUUGUCUCCGAUUGCAUUCCCAUUAAGGGAAGAAAAAGAAUACCAUACCUAGUAAUUGCAACUGUGCUCUCUCUAGUACCAUGGCCUGUUCUGGGCUUAAAGUCAACCUUAAGAAGUUCCAGAUGGCACCUCAUAAUAUUAUUGACGGUGCAAAACUUGGGCUCUGCUAUGGCAGAUGUCGUGGUAGAUGCAAUGAUUGCUGAGGCAGUGCGGUUUGAGCGGGCCUCAUUUGCAGGGGAUCUCCAAUCAAUAUCUUGGUUAUCCAUGGCUGUGGGUGGAGUAUGUGGCAGUUUAUUUGGAGGAUAUGCAUUAACCAGUUUACAGAUUGAUACUAUUUUCCUUCUUUUUUCUGUAUUGCCGGCAAUUCAGUUAUUAUCGUGUGGUUUUGUUGAGGAAAAUUCUGUAGGCAGUAAAGUUUUGCCUGAGUUUGCAAGUUCUACAAGCAGCUCCCAUCUUGAGAAUGGAAAUGGUGUUCUUCUGGAUGAAGAUAGUUUCUUAGCAAAGAAGUCAAAUAGAAGUACUUCAAGAAGAAAGAGGAGCCAAAAGAAUAACAUAAAGAGGAUAGAUAUUAGUUCUAACUCACAUAAUCUUGAGAAGGGAAAUUCCUUAGCAUUGGGUUGGCUGCAUUCUUUGAAAGCGGCCAGUUACAGUUUGUUACAUGCUUUUAGGCAGCCAAUUAUUUUGAGACCAAUGGCUUGGUUUUUCCUAGCACAUGUGACUAUGCCAAACCUCUCAACAGUUAUGUUCUAUUACCAAACCGAGGCCUUGAACUUGGACGCAUCUUUUCUGGGGACUGCCCGUGUUGUUGGAUGGUUAGGACUCAUGCUUGGGACCUUCACUUACAAUCACCAGUUGAAGAGAAUGAAGCUGCGGAAGAUUCUCUUGUGUGCUCAAAUUGGGCUGUCUCUCAUGAGCCUCCUAGAUAUGGUCUUAGUGUCUCGAAUGAGUCUUGCCUAUGGAAUUUCAGAUAAGAUCAUGGUCCUUUGUGGGUCUGCCCUUGCUGAUGCAAUCAAUCAAUUCAAGUUCAUGCCAUUCCUUAUUUUAUCUGGACAGUUAUGCCCUCCUGGAAUUGAAGGAACUCUGUUUGCCCUCUUUAUGUCGAUUAACAACUUGGGUUCCACUCUGGGAUCAUUCACUGGUGCAGGACUAGCUUCAUUCCUGAACCUCUCAUCAGGUUCAUUUGACAACCUUGUUUUGGGCAUUGCUAUCCAAGUUCUUUGCACUUACAUUCCAGUUGCCUUACUAUUCCUGAUACCAAAAGAAGCUACAGGGAUAUCAGCAUAGUCAGGGAUUCAUCCUCAAAAUAGAAUGCAGUUAUUUAGCAGUAGAAAAAUGAGAUAAAUCUUUUCGCUGAUAUUUUUUUGUCACUGUCGAUUAGCGGGUGAAAUAUACAAUUAUAGAGCUACUCUGAUUUGUAAUUCUCAGUUUAGAUCUUUGAGUACAGUGAUAUACAAUGUAUAAGACCUUGUAGAACCAAUCUAACUAUACUGGUUCAUUUUGAAAUACAAAUUUUGUUUACUGUCA